Molecule: messenger RNA, 1044 nt
Organism: Dichotomopilus funicola
Lineage: Eukaryota; Fungi; Ascomycota; Sordariomycetes; Sordariales; Chaetomiaceae
Exons: 2
Coding region: 1-1044 (347 amino acids)
Biological process (GO): mRNA splicing, via spliceosome
Cellular component (GO): precatalytic spliceosome; U2 snRNP; catalytic step 2 spliceosome
Molecular function (GO): RNA binding
Source: RefSeq, a predicted model, not a curated record
AUGAACCAAAUCCGCGCCAUCCAGGCGCUCAACAAGCGCGAAAUCGAAAACGGAGUACCCCCCGAAGCCUCGUGGCACACUGACUACCGCGACACUGCUUUUGUCUACUUCGGUGGCCUACCCUACGAGCUCUCCGAGGGCGACGUCAUCACCAUCUUCAGCCAGUACGGCGAGCCCGUGUUUCUUAAACUCGCGCGCGACAAGGAAACGGGCAAGUCCAAGGGUUUCGGCUGGCUCAAGUACGAGGACCAGCGCAGUACCGACCUGGCCGUUGACAACCUCGGCGGGGCCGAGAUUGGUGGGCGGCUGGUGCGCGUGGACCAUGCACGGUACAAGGUGCGAGAUGAUGAGGAUCUGGAAGAAUAUCGGAUUGGAUGGGAGGAUAUGCUUCGGCGGGAGCGAGCCGAGAAGGGCCUGCCGAGCGACGGUGGGGAGGAUGAGACGGACGAUGAGGCGGACGCAGCGUCGCGGCCAAGGCCAAUGAUCAAGGAGGAGCAGGAGUUACAGUAUCUGUUGGAGAAUCACGACGAUGACGACCCGAUGAAGGAAUAUUUGGUGGAAGAAAAGAAGAAAGAGGUGGAAGAAGCUCUGCAAAGGAACAGUCGGCGCUCAGAAAAAGCGAGCCGACGGCACAGGGACAAAGACAAGGAUAAGCACCGUCACCACCGCUCUCAUCGUUCGCGGCGAGACGGUAGUGGCGAUGAUAGAGAGGAACGUCACAGAUAUCGGGACAGAGAGGACCGGGACGACGACCGCAAGUCGAGAUCCACGAGAAACGGGGACCAGACGCCUGUCGAGGACCCAGUGGUACGGGGGAUCGGGAGAGGAAGGAGGGUCGUCGCCACCGAGAUGAUCGUGAGCAAGGCGAAGAUCGGAGGGACAGUGAUAGGCGGCGACGGCACGCUCGAGAUGGGUCACGAGACCGUGACGAGCGUCGGCAGCAUCGUGACUUGGAGGAUAGGAGACGGCAUGAUAGAAGGAGGAGUCGAGGCCGCUCGCCGCGCCCUUACCGGGAUUAAUCAAGAUGAGGAGGACUCAUGGUGA